AUGACAACUCUGGCUGGAGCUGUCCCCAGGAUGAUGCGACCCGGGGCCGGGCAGAACUACCCCCGCAGCGGCUUCCCGCUGGAAGUUUCUACUCCUCUAGGCCAGGGCAGAGUCAAUCAGCUCGGAGGAGUGUUUAUCAAUGGCAGGCCUUUACCCAACCAUAUCCGACACAAGAUAGUGGAGAUGGCUCACCAUGGCAUAAGGCCCUGUGUCAUCUCUCGCCAGCUGCGAGUGUCCCACGGCUGCGUCUCCAAAAUUCUCUGCAGGUACCAAGAGACGGGCUCCAUUCGACCGGGGGCCAUCGGCGGCAGCAAGCCCAAGCAGGUGACGACGCCGGAUGUUGAGAAGAAAAUCGAGGAAUACAAGCGGGAAAACGCUGGGAUGUUCAGCUGGGAGAUUCGAGACAAACUGCUGAAGGAUGGUGUGUGUGACCGCAACACGGUGCCGUCAGUGAGUUCCAUCAGUCGCAUCCUGCGGAGCAAGUUUGGGAAAGGUGAGGAAGAGGAGGCUGAGCUGGAAAGGAAGGAGGUAGAGGAAGGUGACAAGAAGGCCAAGCACAGCAUUGACGGCAUCCUCAGUGAAAGAGCCCCUGUAUCACCUCAGUCUGAUGAAGGCUCUGACAUAGAUUCUGAACCAGAUUUGCCUUUAAAAAGAAAACAGCGUCGCAGCAGGACAACCUUCACAGCAGAGCAACUGGAAGAGCUGGAAAGAGCAUUUGAGAGGACACACUACCCUGAUAUAUAUACUAGGGAAGAACUUGCACAAAGGGCCAAGCUGACAGAGGCUCGUGUCCAGGUCUGGUUUAGUAACCGGCGUGCUAGAUGGAGGAAACAGGCAGGAGCCAAUCAGCUGAUGGCCUUCAAUCAUCUGAUCCCAGGAGGAUUCCCACCCAGUGCCAUGCCAACUUUGCCGACGUACCAGCUCUCUGAGCCCUCCUAUCAGCCCACCUCCAUACCGCAAGCUGUGUCUGAUCCCAGCAGCACUGUCCACAGACCUCAGCCUCUCCCUCCAAGCACUGUACACCAAAGCAGCCUCCCUUCAAACCCAGAGAGCAGCUCUGCCUAUUGCCUCCCCAGCAGCAGGCAUGGAUUUUCCAGCUAUACAGACAGCUUUGUGCCUCCGUCUGGGCCCUCGAAUCCCAUGAACCCUGCCAUUGGCAAUGGCCUUUCACCUCAGGUAAUGGGCCUCCUGACUAACCAUGGUGGUGUGCCUCACCAACCCCAAACUGAUUAUGCCUUGUCCCCUUUAACUGGGGGCCUGGAGCCCACCACCACUGUCUCAGCCAGCUGCAGCCAGCGGUUAGAUCACAUGAAGAGUUUAGACAGCCUGCCAACAUCCCAGUCCUACUGCCCACCGACCUACAGCACCACAGGUUACAGCAUGGACCCUGUCACAGGCUACCAGUAUGGGCAGUACGGACAAAGUGCCUUUCAUUAUCUGAAGCCAGAUAUUGCAUAA
This is a messenger RNA of Indicator indicator, 1458 nucleotides long. It is a transcript of the gene PAX3, whose product is annotated as paired box 3. Gene Ontology annotation, biological process: regulation of transcription by RNA polymerase II; anatomical structure development. Gene Ontology annotation, molecular function: RNA polymerase II cis-regulatory region sequence-specific DNA binding; DNA-binding transcription factor activity, RNA polymerase II-specific. The coding region runs from base 1 to 1458 and encodes 485 amino acids. NCBI's taxonomy places the organism in Eukaryota, Metazoa, Chordata, Aves, Piciformes, Indicatoridae. The record is from RefSeq and is a predicted model, not a curated record. The transcript is spliced from 10 exons.